Malania oleifera is the source of this 1515-nucleotide messenger RNA. RefSeq names its product bidirectional sugar transporter SWEET9-like. The record is from RefSeq and is a predicted model, not a curated record. NCBI's taxonomy places the organism in Eukaryota, Viridiplantae, Streptophyta, Magnoliopsida, Santalales, Ximeniaceae. The transcript has 6 exons. Gene Ontology annotation, molecular function: sugar transmembrane transporter activity. Gene Ontology annotation, cellular component: membrane. The coding region runs from base 338 to 1204 and encodes 288 amino acids. Gene Ontology annotation, biological process: carbohydrate transport.
AAGCCCACAGUGAAGUUUCUAGCCGUGCAAGUUUAGCUGAUCAUCGCAUCAGAUGGAAGCUGGUGGAGGAAUCAGCUGUGAAUGAAUUGAAUGCACCUAAUAAUAAUAAAUCAUCGUCCUCACUUUCCUCUCCUAGUAUAAAUAGACCCUUUGUGUUUGCCCUCACCUCCCAUGCCUCCUCUCUCUUGCUUGCAGCUAAUUACUGUAGUUGCUAAUUGCUAUAGCUAGCUGGAGAACGAAUUCUACUUGCUCUCCUCGAUCCUCGAACCACCACCUAGCUAGCUAGCUAUACCAUAUUAGCUUUAACUUCCCAGUUCCACCGCAGCUUCAAAUCAUAAUGGCAGUCCUCACUGUCCAUCACUUAGCUUUUGCCUUUGGCCUUCUUGGAAAUAUUGUGUCAUUCAUGGUGUAUUUGGCCCCAGUGCCAACCUUCUACAGGAUAUUCAAGAAGAAAUCAACAGAAGGAUUUCAGUCAAUACCAUACUCGGUGGCACUGUUCAGUGCAACUUUGACACUCUACUAUGGUCUGCUGAAGCCCAACGGGUUCAUGCUGGUCACCAUCAAUACCAUAGGGUGUGCCAUCGAGGGCACCUACCUAACAAUGUACAUGAUCUUUGCACCCAAGCCAACCAAGAUCUCUACGGCAAAGUUGAUUUUCCUGUUCAACACCACGGUGUAUGGAUCGAUCGUAUUUUGCACAUACCAAUUCUCCCAAGGACCGCUCCGGAUUACGGUCGUCGGAUGGAUCUGCGCAGUCUUCUCCGUUUGUGUUUAUGCGGCUCCUCUUAGCAUCAUGAGGCAAGUUAUAAAGACGAAGAGCGUGGAGUACAUGCCAUUCCCACUUUCUUUUUUCUUGACACUCUGUGCUAGCAUGUGGUUCUUCUAUGGCCUUCUUAUAAAAGACUACUUCAUAGCAUUGCCAAACACUCUGGGAUUUUUGUUCGGAAUCUCUCAAAUGAUACUCUACUUCAUCUACAAGAACUCCCAAAAGGUGUUGUUGCCGGAGCACAAGCUGCAAGAGCUAGUCACCGCCAGCGACAUACUGAGCAAGCCGGCGGAGAUGGCAACGCCAGAGAUGGCGACAAUACCGGAAAGCGGUCGUGUCUCUGCCGACUCGAGUCGACCAGAGGAGGCUGCGGUGAACGACGGUGCCGGCAACAGACCCUUGAGUAAUACUACCGAGCCAAGUGAGGAGAAUGUGUGAUGAGGCUGGCUCAUACAUAUUGGACAAGCACACAGAGGGAGAAUAUACAGCUAGCUGAAGGAGAUGGAAAGGAAGAAGAGACAUAGGAGUUGAGUUUAUGAUCCUUCUCUGGUAAAGAGUAGAAAUUAAGCAGAGAGAUCCAUCGAUGGAGUCCUAGUAACAUAUAUCUAUGAUAUAUAUAAUAUGUUCUAUGUAUGUUUAUUAAUGUUCAUGUUGUUGCCGUAGUUUCUGUUUAAUUUCCAGUUAAUUAAUUACAUCUUAUGUACUAAUUAAUUGGAGUAUAAAUUAAAAAGGAGUCUUAAUUUUAGUUA